This is a messenger RNA of Notothenia coriiceps (black rockcod), 3310 nucleotides long. RefSeq names its product protein unc-13 homolog B-like. NCBI's taxonomy places the organism in Eukaryota, Metazoa, Chordata, Actinopteri, Perciformes, Nototheniidae. Gene Ontology annotation, biological process: synaptic vesicle priming; presynaptic dense core vesicle exocytosis; synaptic transmission, glutamatergic. Bases 1 to 1371 code for a protein of 456 amino acids. Gene Ontology annotation, molecular function: calmodulin binding; syntaxin-1 binding; diacylglycerol binding. The transcript is spliced from 11 exons. Gene Ontology annotation, cellular component: presynaptic membrane; terminal bouton; neuromuscular junction. The record is from RefSeq and is a predicted model, not a curated record.
AUGGACGACAGGUGGAGUGGUGACAGAGGCGCCUGCAGCAGAGGUUUCAGGUUCGAGCAGGAAGAGCUGGGAUCCCCCCGCGGCCAACAGCUCAGGGCCUUGAGUAAACACUGCAGCGAUCUUUGGACCUGGAUGAUGGACUCUGAGGCUAGUGACUUGCUGAACGACCUGCAGGUGAAGCUGAACAACGUGCUGGAUGAGCUCAGCAGAACAUUCGGGAACAGUUUCCAGAGCUGCAUCAACGAUUGCAUGCGACAGAUGGCGUCCCUGCUGUACCAGAUCAAAGGGCCGCUCAAUGACAACAACAAAAACCAGGUGGACGCCGACUCUGACAACAUGCUGCGGCCACUCAUGGACUUCCUGGAUGGAAAGCUCACACUGUUUGCCACUGCUUGUGAGAAGACCGUUUUGAAGCGUGUGCUGAAGGAGCUGUGGAGGAUCGUAAUGAGCAGCCUGGAGAAGACUAUAGUCCUGCCACAGGGGAACGACACCUUUGGAGCACAGAUUCUCUCAGCUGCCAAAGAACUGGGUCAGCUCUCCAAACUCAAGGAUCACAUGGCGGGGGAGGCUAAAAGCCUGUCUCCCAGGCAGUGUGCUGUCAUGGAUGUGGCACUGGACACAAUCAAGCAAUACUUCCACGCAGGAGGCAACGGGCUGAAGAAGGCGUUCCUGGAGAAAAGUCCCGAGCUAUCGUCGCUACGCCACGCGCUGUCCCUCUACACUCAGUCAACAGACACACUCAUCAAGACCUUUGUGACCACCCAGCAAGCACAAGUGCACAAUGGGAAGGGUAUGAGGUUGACUCCCAAUGAGAAAGCACAGCCCAGCAGGGCUCCAGGUGUGGACAAGCCAAUCGGUGAGGUGACAGUGCAGACUGAGCUGCACACGAAUCCUGGGAACAAGGAGCGGAAAGUUUCCGUCAAAGUCAUAGGAGCCAACGAUAUAAAAUGGCAGACGUCGGGCAUGUUCCGACCCUUCGUGGAGGUCACCAUGAUCGGGCCUAACCUCAGCGACAAGAAACGCAAAUUCCAGACCAAAUCCAAGAACAACAGCUGGUCUCCAAAGUUCAACGAGACUUUCCAAUUUGUUCUGGGUAACCAGGAGGGCUUUGAGUGUUACGAGCUGCAACUCUGCGUCAAAGACUACUGCUUCGGCCGCGCAGACAGAGUGGUCGGCAUGGCUGUCAUUCAGCUCAAAGACAUCACGGGGAAGGGCAGCUGCGUGUGCUGGUGCUAUCUGGGCCAACGCAUCCAGAUGGACGACACGGGCCUCACCGCCAUGCGCAUCCUCUCCCAGCGCUCCAGCGACGACGUGGCCAAGGAGUUCGUGAAGCUGAAAUCAGAAACUCGAUCGGCCGAGGAGGGCAGAUGAGAGGAGCUGGAGAGACAAAGACGGAAUUCGAAGGUCUUCUGAUUUCACAAAGUUCUAAAAAAAACAAAAAAAAAACGUGGUCAUUUACUUUUUUGACAACAACUUUUACUUGACGUGUCUUAGCUGCUGUUGACUGUUUGAUGGCGCCUUAUCAAAGUCACCGACACACUGUCACGUUCACACUCUGGGUGUUUUGGACUCCUUGUUCUUCAAUCACUCCUGUUAUUAUUUACCGAGCUACUGUACGGCACACAAGUCACUCAACCUUCACACUAACCAGCUGUUUCACUAGGCACUAGACCACUUACUCUGUAAUUUAACCUUCUUUAACCUCUCUCCUCAUCAGCCGGAGUGGCAAAGUGCGCACGCCACAGCCUCAAGGGAGCAUCGGGUGCCAGGCCCGGCUGGAGGGCCAACAUGUUCCCACAAUUCCCCCAGUGUUGUUGUGCAAUAACCCCCCCACCACCACCACCACCACCAACCACCACCUAAACCCCUUCAAACCUAGGCCAUGUGUUCGAUGCCUUACACUCUGCCAACUGUGAAUGUGUGAAGUCAACAAAAAAGUCUCUCUGUGUAGCUCCACUGUGAUGGUUUGAGUAAAUUCAGGCUUCUUUUUUUUUGGAACGAAUGAAUGGCUUGUAGCUAGGAUACGGUCGUAUAUCUUAAUAGGUCAAUUAUUGAUUAGAGCGGAAGUGAUGAAAUAUGUACUGGUUUCAUAUCUUGGACAGCUACAGUCAAGAGAAGGUACUUAAAAGUGAUAUUGUAUUCCCUGAAUUUAAAGGAUUUACCAGAUAAAAGUGUGCCUUGCCAUUUUCAACUCUCAUUCCUGUGUCCCCCCAGGAAAAUAAUAAUGAUCCAAUACGUAUAUAAUCAACAACAAUAUGAUUUCAAUAACUAAAAAUGCGAAAAAGUGAACCCUGCUAAGGCCAGAUUUGUUCCUCACAAAAAUCUCCAUUUACAACUCUAGAGUAACCAUGAGGGUGCAGCCAUUUUAUUUAUUUUUUAUACAUAUUUAUUUUUUGUCUGUGCUUUUCCAAAGCCCUAGAUUGAAAUUGUUGUUUACCGUUUUUUUUUAUUUUUUUAUUUGCACAGAGUGGUACGUCUGAACGAGUUGCAUAGAUCUGCAGCUCAACAAGAUGAGUUACACGCCCUCAGAAUAAAGUGUUUUAUUAAUAACGAAAUGUUGGGGACUGACAAAAGCGAUAAUGAAGUCUUUUGUUCAUUUAUAAUUGAGGAAAAAAACAUGUCAAACUUUCAGGUUAAGUUUUCUUCCACCAUAUCUGAACAUUUGAACACGAGCGUAGAUUUAUUUGUGGUUUACAACUCUCUUCCUGCUCUGUCUGAGUGGCCUUACUUUGGUGAAAUGUGUAUCUUUUUAAACUUUCUUUUUGAAUCCUUGUAUUUCAUUUGGCCAAGUCUUUGCCCAUUAGGAUGUUUAUUACAUUUUCCAAGUGAUUUACCUUAUCUUUUUUUAUCUUUGAUAUUUCUAACUCUAUCUCUUAGUUUUAUUUUGUAUUAAGUUUCCUUUUUAAAGAUGUCAAUCACAUUCUGUUUCAUGGAGUAAUAUGAAGUGAGAUCCAGUGAAUGUGUAUAACAGAUGAAAGGAUGUUAUAAUGUUACUUUUAAUGAAUAUAUAAUAUGAGAACCUCAAUGUGUGCAUAUUUUUAAACCGACUUGUCUUUGUUACAGUACGUUAUACUUUGUGAAUACGAAAUGGUUCAUAGCCUCUUUUAAUAUACAUGUUCCUCGUGCCAAGUUACAAGUGUUCACUUUUGAUCUUUCUUUCUUUGAGAAUGUGUUAACCCUUGCACUAUCACUGCAAUAGUUAACAAGUGUAUCAGUCACAGUAACUGCCAUUUUGUGGUGUUUUCUUUGUAUUGUCACCUUGUCAACAUUCCAAUAAUGACUUUUGUAUAAAGUAUUUGAGACGUAUCUA